Molecule: messenger RNA, 1193 nt
Organism: Syngnathoides biaculeatus (alligator pipefish)
Lineage: Eukaryota; Metazoa; Chordata; Actinopteri; Syngnathiformes; Syngnathidae
Product: zinc finger and SCAN domain-containing protein 2-like
Exons: 2
Coding region: 117-1031 (304 amino acids)
Cellular component (GO): nucleus
Source: RefSeq, a predicted model, not a curated record
GAUGACGUAAUAAAGAAGCGACAAGACGGCCGUUUUCACAAAGCGAAGCGUUUGCUAGCGACGCGACGCCAAGCGCUUGUCAAGUGUGAGUUGGGUAUUUUGAUAGUCGUGUGAAAAUGUGCAAGGUAGACAUGCUGAGAGCGUUCCUGAACCAGCGGCUGAGUGCGGCCGUCGACGAAAUAGUUGUAGUGUUUCAAAGAACGAUAGCAGAGUACGAGGAGGAACUUUGCCGGACGAAAGAGGAAAACGAGAGACAACGUCAACUGCUGGACGCCUUUUUUAUGCCUCAAGUUGCCGUGCAGCGAACAGACGUAAUUGAAGAAAAACUUCAUCCUGAGCCGCAACAGUGGAGCUCCAAGGUGGAGCUGCAGGAGCCAGAGCCCCCCUACAUCAAGCAGGAAGAGCAAGAGGGUGACGUCACCAAUUUGCCGUUGACGGGCAUCCCCGUGAAGAGCGAAGGCGACGUAGACAAAAGCCAGAGUGAGGCGGCCAGAUGGGCUGAACCUCCGUGCGGCACCUCAAGUCAACACCUGACAACAGAAGGCGAUGGAGACCAUUGUGGAGGAUCACGAACAGAAAACCUCUUCGCCCCACUGUCAGAUUAUGACGACGUAACGCCGCACUCGCCCGAGACCGACGACGACGAACAGUCGAAAGGCGAUACGGCGUAUCGCUCCGGCAACAAACACUGGAAAUGUUCUCAAUGCGACAAAACGUUUGGCGUCAGAAUAAAUCUGAAAAGACACAUGGUCAUCCACACGGGAGAGAAACCGUUCGCCUGCUCGGUUUGCGGCAAACGAUUCACCCAGAAGGCGCACUUGACGUCGCACUUCAGGAUACACACCGGAGAAAAACCUUUUGCGUGUUCGUUUUGUGGGAAAAGGUUUGCCCGGAGUGAAUGUUUGAUAACGCACACCAGAACGCACACGGGCGAGAAGCCGUUCCGUUGCAAUGUGUGCGAUCAAAGGUUUUCUUAUAAGUAUAAGAUUAAAAAACACAAGUGUGCUGGUGAGAGGACCAAUUUUACAUGAAAUGUGGACAAAUGACUUUCUGACAAUGUUGAAGUGGUUUUGGUAAGGUGGACAAAUAUUUUUGCGCUACCUGGAACACACAUAACUACACAUUUUGUAUUAUUUUGCAUUUAACCAUCACCGCAAUUAAUCUGGAAUAAAGAAAUACAGAUGUGAAUGAAA